Xiphophorus couchianus (Monterrey platyfish) is the source of this 747-nucleotide messenger RNA. RefSeq names its product C-C motif chemokine 20-like. Gene Ontology annotation, molecular function: chemokine activity. The transcript is spliced from 5 exons. The coding region runs from base 42 to 539 and encodes 165 amino acids. Gene Ontology annotation, biological process: immune response. The record is from RefSeq and is a predicted model, not a curated record. NCBI's taxonomy places the organism in Eukaryota, Metazoa, Chordata, Actinopteri, Cyprinodontiformes, Poeciliidae. Gene Ontology annotation, cellular component: extracellular region.
ACAUUUAGAUCAGAGCAGCAUCUGCUGGCGCAGUUGAAGCUAUGGUGUCAAUGAGAGUUACAGUGAUGGCGGUGACACUUGUUACUCUUUGUGUCCUGGUUACAAACACACAUGCAGGUUAUGUUUUUUGCUGUCGAAGAUACUUGCCGGGAAGACUCCCAUUUUCAGAGAUAAAGGCAUUCUCAGUGCAGAGGAAAACUCCCUUUUGUCCCAUCAACGCCAUCAUUUUCCACACAAGAAAAGACAAAAGAUGUGUUGACCCCGAACUUGAAUGGGUGAAGGACUACGUCAGCCAAAUAGCAACUUUGGCAAAGAAAAUUCCAGUCCAGACUAAGAAAAUUCCAGUCCAGAUGGCAGGACUCCCACCAGAUCACACUGCCACAGUCUCUGCCAUUGCCACUGCCACAGAAAAGCAAAACCAGUAUGUAACAGAGAAAGUUCAUCAGAUGGCCAAACCCCAGCAAGAGAACAGCCUUCCCUCAGUCUCCGACAAAAUCAUCGAAGAUGGGCCGCUACCCAUGACAUUGUGUAAAUGGUAGAAAAUUAAGUAACAUUUAUCUUUUCAAGACAAAAUUGAUAUUGUAUUUUAUUUUUUUUCCUUUUUCCUUUCAUAUUCUCCCUUACAACUAUAUUCUUGUUGUAGAAUAUUAACAUUACCACAAAUAAAAAAAAAAUUUAUGCGUUUUUAAAUGCACUUUUAAGGUUUUAUUUCUGUAUGCAGUACCCAGUGCAACCCAGCAUUUCUUU